Acanthopagrus latus (yellowfin seabream) is the source of this 2141-nucleotide messenger RNA. It is a transcript of the gene slc18b1, whose product is annotated as solute carrier family 18 member B1. Gene Ontology annotation, molecular function: transmembrane transporter activity. Gene Ontology annotation, biological process: transmembrane transport. The coding region runs from base 220 to 1566 and encodes 448 amino acids. The record is from RefSeq and is a predicted model, not a curated record. NCBI's taxonomy places the organism in Eukaryota, Metazoa, Chordata, Actinopteri, Spariformes, Sparidae. The transcript is spliced from 14 exons.
CAGGAAGUAGUGUGUAUUUUGACGGCUGACGCUAAAAGUCGUAGAGGGAGCACUCGAGGACCCAGACUGUGUGAAGACAAGCGGCUUGUUGUCGCUGAGGAGCUGGACGACUGUCUCCUGCUGGUGUUUUCGGGACUCGUCCUCUCCUCCGUGUGUGUCACCGUGUGAAUGUCCGUCCUGAACUCCGGUAACUGGAUACAAAAGCCUGGGAAUUAAAAAAUGGACCCGCACGCUGAUCUUCAACAAGCAGAUACCAGCCCUCCAGAUGAGUCAACAGAUCCUCCCCCGAGGAUGACAAGACACCAGAUCCUCACCUUAAUAUCACUAGCGUCUGUCAACUUCAGUUCAAUGAUCUGCUACUCAAUAUUAGGACCUUUUUUCCCCCAUGAGGCGGAGAAUAAGGGAGCAAGUCAAACUGUCAUCGGCCUCAUAUUUGGCUGCUACGCUGUCUGCAAUUUAAUUGGGUCAUUGAUAAUGGGGAAAUAUAUCGUGCAGAUUGGUGCAAAAUUCAUGCUCGUGGUCGGGCUUUUUGUGUCGUCAGUCUGCACCAUCAUAUUCGGAUUACUAGAUCGGGUUCCCGCAGGACCCCCUUUUAUUACUCUGUGUUUUAUUGUGCGGUCGAUUGACGCGCUGGGCUUUGCCGCUGCGAUGACCUCCACUUUCGCCAUGACAGCAAAAAUAUUCCCAAACAAUGUGGCGACUGUGCUGGGUAGUUUGGAGAUUUUCACAGGACUCGGGCUCAUCAUGGGGCCUCCAGUCGGAGGGUGGUUCUACCAGUCUUUCGGAUAUGAAGUCCCUUUUCUGCUUCUCGGGUGUUUCCUGUUGAUUAUGGUUCCUUUCAACAUAUACGUCUUGCCAACCAUUGAUGCCGAUCCCUCGAAGGAUUCGUUCUUUCGGCUUCUCACCAAAGCGAAAGUCGUCCUCAUCUGCUACGCCAUAUUCACUCUUAGUGCAGGUCUGGGCUUCCUGGAUGCCACGUUGUCCUUGUUUGCUAUGGAGACGUUCGGGCUGUCAGCCGGCUACGUGGGACUGAUCAUGCUGGGUCUGUCCCUGCCGUACUGUCUGGCGUCACCACUGAUGGGGUAUUUCACCGAUAAAUAUCCUGCCACCAGGAGCUGGUUCAUGGUGAUCGGAGGUCUCGCAACUGCGACUGGUUUCUGUUUCCUCGGCCCCGCUCCCUUCUUUUACCUCCCGAGCCAGCUAUGGUUGCUGGUCCUCAUGCUCGGAGUAAUUGGGUUUUCUCUGGGUAUGACUGCAAUCCCGACGUUCCCUGAGAUCAUCGGAUGUGCAUAUGACCUCGGAUACGAAGAGGGACUGAGCACCCUUGGAAUGGUCUCUGGACUGUUUGGGGCAGUUUGGUCCACAGGGAUGUUUUAUGGCCCAGUGGUGGGAGGUGUUAUCACACAACAUCUGAGCUUUAGGUGGGCAGCUGUAGUCCAAGGAGGCUUGGCGUUUCUAGCGGCCUUUCUCCUCGCUCUGUGUUAUCUCUACGAACGCCCGCGGCAGCAAAGCACUCGAGAAGAAAGUCGGAGAAAAGAUGAAAGCACUCCUCUCCUGGCUGAAUGAAGCGCUCGCAGCAUGUGGGAGGACGCCGUAAAGAACCAGGAAAGUCAGCUAGCUGUGGGAAUUAGCCUCCGAGCUACUCGACUUAUUAAUUGCAUUUUAUCAUUUUUGAUAAAUCAUUGUUGGUGUUGGAGAGAGGAUAGUGAUUUUACAAUACGUUACAGAAAAAACACUUUUUAAUCGAUUGCCUGAAAAAUUGUAUCUAGUCAGCACAGCACUGUUACCUCGUGUUAAACAGUAUUGAAUGUACUGAUGUACAGAUGAACAGAUAUGCUGAACACUCCGCACAGGAGAAGAAGAAAGUGACCCUGUUCUGUGUGCCUUGAACUUAACAUUCUGGUAUUGUGACAACCUCAGCGCCGAGUAACGGCAGUACGACAGUGUCACUGAUUUAAAAGUAGAUACAUCUAGAUUUAAAUAGAUUAUUUCAUAUGUGCACUAAUGUACUAUAUAUGAUGACUGUAACAUGAGGUUAACCACUGGAAAUCACAGGACAUCUUAAGUCCGGAUCACAAACUAAAUGUGCCUUUUGUUCUGCUGCAUUAACGGUCUUAUUUUUCUACGUCACAUGAGGUGGA